AACCCUGACCGCUGCCUCUCCAAAUAGUUUUUGUUGCGUUUUUUUUUUGGGACAAAUCUCACAUUGAAACAAUACGCUCGUUUAUGGUCUCAUUGCUGACACUUUUUACUCGUCGCUGCUGUCCUCUCAGGGCUAGCUGGCGGUGACAGAGAGGAGCCAGCUGGUCGGGAUAGAGAGGCACAGGAGGAGAGUUAGCAGACGAGCUAAUUAGCCCCAGAGACUCAGCCUGGAUUACUGCCUGUAAUCAAACAGCAAGUCUGUGGGUUUACUCACACUGCGGCAACAUGAAGAUAACUGUGGAUUUCGAGGAAUGCUUGAAGGACUCUCCAAGAUUCAGAGCCACCAUAGAGGAAGUGGAGGGGGAUGUGUGUGAGUUGGAAUCCAAGCUCGACAAAUUGGUGAAGUUGUGUAUUGGGAUGAUUGAUGCAGGAAAAGCCUACAAUGCAGCCAACAAGCAGUUUGUUAGUGGGAUCCGGGAGCUAGCCCAGCAGUCCACCAAAGAUGAGGUCAUCGAGUCCAGUCUCACAAAGUUUGCCGAGAGCCUGCAGGAGAUGAUCAACUAUCACACGAUAUUAUUCGAUCAGGCCCAGAGAUCAAUCAAGACCCAACUUCAAACAUUUGUCAAAGAUGACCUUCGGAAGUUCAAAGAAGCCAAGAAACAAUUUGAUAAAGUGAGCGAGGAAAAAGAGGCUGCGCUGAUCAAGAACGCCCAGGCUCCACGCAACAAGCAGCAUGAAGUGGAGGAGGCCACCAACAUCCUCACUGCCACACGCAAAUGUUUCAGACACAUCGUCCUCGACUACGUUUUACAGAUAAAUGUUCUACAAUCCAAAAGAAGAUCGGAAAUCCUGAAAUCUAUGCUGUCCUUCAUGUACGCCCACCUGACAUUCUUCCACCAAGGUUAUGACCUCUUCAGCGAACUGCAGCCUCUCAUGAAACAGCUUGGGGGACAGUUGGACCAGCUGGUGGUGGAUGCUGCCAAAGAGAAGAGGGACAUGGAGCAGAAACACUCCACCAUCCAGCAAAAGGACUUUUCGAAUGACGACACCAAGCUGGAGUACAAUGUGGAUGCAGACAAUGGCAUCGCCAUGGAGGGUUAUCUGUUUAAGAGGGCCAGCAAUGCCUUUAAGACAUGGAAUAGGCGUUGGUUCUCCAUCCAAAACAAUCAGCUAGUUUACCAGAAGAAAUUUAAGGACAACCCUACAGUGGUGGUAGAAGACCUGAGGCUAUGUACAGUCAAACAUUGUGAGGAUAUAGAGCGUCGCUUCUGUUUCGAGGUGGUGUCACCUACUAAGAGCUGUAUGAUGCAAGCGGACUCAGAGAAGCUGCGACAGGCCUGGAUCAAAGCAGUCCAGAACAGCAUCGCCACCGCCUUCCGUGACAAGGGAGAUGAGGGCGAGAAGCUGGACCGGAAAUCUUCCACAUCAACAGGCAGUUUGGACUCCGGUGGGGAGCCGAAGGAGAAAUCACUGAAAGGAGAGAGCGCCCUGCAGAAAGUCUUGGCUAUCCCAGGCAACACCUGCUGCUGCGACUGUGGCCAACCGGACCCCCGCUGGGCCAGCAUCAAUCUGGGCAUCACCCUCUGUAUACAGUGCUCUGGUAUUCACAGGAGCCUGGGAGUGCAUUUCUCAAAGGUCCGGUCUUUGACUUUGGAUACAUGGGAACCAGAACUACUUAAGUUGAUGUGCGAACUGGGGAACAAAGAAAUUAACCAGAUUUACGAGGCUCGACGAGAGGAGCUGGGAGCCAGAAAACCACAGCCAGGAGACCCGAGACAUGAGGUCGAGGCCUAUAUCAAAGCUAAGUACGUUGAUCGCCGAUUUGUAAGGCGGCCGUCAGAUGAAGAGCUUCGCACCAAAGUGGUUUCCCUCAGCAAGCAGGAGAAGAGGCUGAGCAGCAGCUCUGAGCAUCUUCCCCCAAGAGCACCUCCACCUACCCCCAAACUUCGACCUGGUUCAAACGUCUCUGGUCAGUCAGCUGUUGCCAGUGGCUUGGAGGCCCGCCGUGACUCUCUCUUCUGUCCUGACGAGCUUGACUCGCUCUUCUCCUACUUUGACAACUCCUCCAAGCUCAGGAGCAUAAAAAGUGCAGACAGCGGUAUCCAGAACAGCGCUGAUGGGAGCAGGGAGAUGCUGGCCACCACCCCCUCCAAUAACAGCCUGACAGAUGCAGACGCUGCUGAGACUCCACCCAUGGCCAUGCCUGCCACACUGCCUCCUCCGUCACCCUGUAAGGAGAUGGUCUUCUACGAGCCCAAGGAGUACAGCCCGGGUCUGCAGCUUUAUUGGGCCUCAUGUGCCCGCAGCCUGCCGGACAUGGCUGAGGCACUGGCCCACGGAGCUGAAGUCAACUGGGUCAACACAGAGGACGAAAAGAGAACGCCACUUAUCAUGGCGGUGCAAGGGGGUUCGCUGGUCACCUGUGAGUUUCUGCUACAAAAUGCAGCUAAUGUAAACCAGCAGGACGCUCAGGGGCGAGGACCCCUGCACCAUGCCACCAUGCUGGGACACACAGGGCAAGUGUGUUUAUUUUUGAAAAGAGGAGCAAAUCAAAAUGCUGCGGACAUUGAUGAGAAAACACCCCUGGCCAUAGCAGUGGAGGCAGCCAAUGCAGAUAUUGUCACAUUGUUGCGACUGGCCAAGAUGAACGAGGAGAUGCGAGAGGCGGAGGGGCCCUACAGCCAGUCAGGAGAUGAAACCUACCAGGACAUUUUCCAGGACUUCACCCACAUGGCCUCCAACGACCCGGACAAGCUGAACCGCUACCAGCAGUACGACCCGCAGAGACCCUGACACAGCAGAAACGCCGUCCACUAACACACAGAGAGACUGAACCUUAGAGAGAGACAGAAAGAUGUCUGCCUCCUCCUGGAAAGAUUUCCACUUCAAAAACAAUCAGUCAGAAAUCUGCAUUAAAGCUGGUUAGUGCUGCCACAGCUGGACAGCUGUCACCAUAUCUAACACGUCCGAAGCUCCCUUUCAUCAAAAUGUAUCAAACUGACCUGCAGCUGUGAUUACAGCCCCGGUUGAAAAUAAAGCACUUCACUCGAGUGAAGGGGAACAUCUGUGAACAGAUAACCACACUUUUUAAACAUUUUAAAAAACUGUGCUUCUCAGUAGGACCUGUUAGAAUAAGUGAAUGGUACAGUAUUAGAGCCUUUAAAAGGAUUUGCAAAGAUCAAAUGAAAAUUAAACUUGGUCUGAAUGUAGAGCUGCCAUCAAGGCUGCAUGUUAUUUUGAGCGAGCUUAAUAUUUUGUCACACUUCCUGACAGAAUCAAAUCUUUAAAAAAAAGAAAA
Molecule: messenger RNA, 3297 nt
Organism: Scomber japonicus (chub mackerel)
Lineage: Eukaryota; Metazoa; Chordata; Actinopteri; Scombriformes; Scombridae
Product: arf-GAP with coiled-coil, ANK repeat and PH domain-containing protein 2-like
Exons: 24
Coding region: 285-2792 (835 amino acids)
Cellular component (GO): cytoplasm
Molecular function (GO): protein binding; GTPase activator activity
Source: RefSeq, a predicted model, not a curated record